AUGGCAUCGAUUCUUAAGUUUGUGACCGCGGGUCUGUUGGCUGCCACCGCCGCUGCCCACCCUCUGCAUGGCCAUGGCCACUCUGGACAUCAGGUUCGCCCUUCGACCCUGCAGAAGCGUUCCGGAACCUCGACCAAGCGCGGUGCCGCUUACAACGAGGCGACUCUCGUUUCCGCUUUGACUUCCAGCUCCAGCGUUGUCUCCUGGGCCUACAACUGGGGUAGUACUAUCGACGGCGACCUUCCUUCCGGUGUCGAGUAUGUGCCCAUGCUGUGGGGUAUCGACGACGUCGAUACCUGGGCUGCGGCUGUUAGCACUGCCCUCGCAGACGGCAGCACCCAUCUGAUGGGUUUCAAUGAGCCCGACUCCUCCUCCCAAGCCGACAUCAGUUACAGCGACGCUGCCACAUACUAUAAGGAGUACCUCACCGCGUACUCGUCGGAUUUCACAUUGGUUAGCCCGGCUGUUACUUCGUCAACUACCACUGGUGAAGGUCUGUCUUGGCUCGCCUCUUUCUUGGAGGAAUGUACCUCGUGCGACAUUUCCGCCAUUGCCGUUCACUGGUAUGGUGGUGACAUUUCCGAGUUCAAGACCUUCGUUACCGAGGCCAUCUCGACCGCCAGCACUUACUCCAUCUCUGAAGUCUGGGUCACUGAAUUCGGUCUGGAUACUGAUGAGUCCGCUAUCACCGACUUGGCCACUGCUGCCACUUUCGUCACUGAGGCUAGCACAUGGCUCGAGGAGCAGUCCGAGGUUGCGCGUUACUCGUUCUUCUACUGCGCUAACGACUUCAUGCUUACCGACAGCGUUGCCAACACUGUCGGUGAUGCUUAUCUCGCUGUCUCUGGUUCCUCGACGACCUCUUCUUCCACCACUACCUCGUCGGAGUCGGCCUCGACUACCACAUAUGUUGCCUCUUCUGCGUCGACCUAUGUCUCUGUUUCAACCGAGACUAUCUCUUCCUCUGAGACCGAAGUCUCUUCGUCCGUCUCUGUGUCCAUCGAGAUCGGCGCUGACUCUGAAUCCGAAGCUACCACUUCCACAUCCGUGUCUACUUUCACUACGUCUGCGUCUACUUCGACUGUCGUUCCCACUUCGACUCCUGAGCCCACCACCACUUACACAUCCACCACCACCAUCGUUGCGACUGCCACUGCUGUGGCCACUACCUCCGUGACCACUUCAUCUGCUGUUACUUCCUCCCCAGUCGCCUCGUCCACUCCCACUCCCACCUCCACUCCAGUGGUGACUCCAUCUGCGACUCCUUCAACCUCUAGCUCAUCCGUCGCCACCGCUGAAGCCACUGUCGCAGCCGUUUCUGAGGAGGCUACCACUCCAUUCGACUACGGUGCGUGCGGUGCUCCUCGCCCGGCUUCGAGCUAG
Penicillium verhagenii is the source of this 1383-nucleotide messenger RNA. RefSeq names its product glycoside hydrolase family protein. NCBI's taxonomy places the organism in Eukaryota, Fungi, Ascomycota, Eurotiomycetes, Eurotiales, Aspergillaceae. Gene Ontology annotation, cellular component: fungal-type cell wall. Gene Ontology annotation, biological process: fungal-type cell wall polysaccharide metabolic process. The record is from RefSeq and is a predicted model, not a curated record. The coding region runs from base 1 to 1383 and encodes 460 amino acids. The transcript has a single exon.